Messenger RNA from Raphanus sativus (radish), 2058 nucleotides. RefSeq names its product apoptosis inhibitor 5-like protein API5. Gene Ontology annotation, cellular component: nucleus. Gene Ontology annotation, biological process: regulation of programmed cell death. The record is from RefSeq and is a predicted model, not a curated record. NCBI's taxonomy places the organism in Eukaryota, Viridiplantae, Streptophyta, Magnoliopsida, Brassicales, Brassicaceae. The transcript has 17 exons. Gene Ontology annotation, molecular function: mRNA binding. The coding region runs from base 184 to 1836 and encodes 550 amino acids.
AAUCGAAAACGACAGCGUAUAACAAGAUUGGCUCAACAAAAAAGGGCUCUUCACUGCUAGACGGCUCGUCUUCUUCAAGCUAUAAACGAAAGUCGUCAGAAAACUCUCCUCUCACAACGCUCUUCCGAUAAGACUCAACACCACCAACCACUAUUUUCUUCCCUCCCUCGCUCCCUCUCCGCGAUGUCAGAGCACCAGUCGGAAGAAAUCCAGCAGAUCGAGAAGCUCUACGAGUUCAGCGAGCGGCUCAACGCCUCCAAGGACAAGUCCCAGAAUGUAGAGGAUUACGAGGGGAUAAUCAAGAUGGCGAAGACGAGUAUGAAGGCGAAGCAGCUUGCGUCGCAGCUGAUCCCUCGCUACUUCAAGUUCUUCCCCACUCUCUCUGACCAGGCUUUCGAUGCUCAUAUGGACUGUAUCGAUGAGGAGAAUCUUGGGGUUCGGGUUCAAGCCAUUCGUGGACUCCCACUCUUCUGCAAGGAUACUCCAGAUAUUAUAUCCAAGAUUGUUGAUGUUCUUGGGCAACUUCUUAAUUCUGAGGAAACUGUGGAGCGGGAUGCUGUGCAUAAGGCUCUGAUGUCACUGAUACGACAGGAUCCAAAAGCAUCUUUGACUGCACUGUUUACGCAUGCUGGAGUAACUCCAACUACGGACGAUCAGAUUCGUGAAAAGGUCUUGAAUUUCAUCAGAGAUAAGGUGUUUCCUCUUAAAGGGGAACUUUUAAAGCCUCAAGAGGAAAUGGAAAGACAUAUAACAGAUUUGAUCAAACAGAGCCUAGAAGAUGUAACUGGAGGAGAAUUUAAAAUGUUUAUGGAUUUCCUGACAAGUUUGAGUAUAUUUGGAGGGAAAGCUCCUCAAGAAAGAAUGCAAGAACUUGUGGAAAUUAUCGAAGGGCAGGCCGAUUUGGACGCACAGUUUGAUGUUUUAGAUACAGACCAUAUUGACAGGUUGAUCUCAUGUCUCCAAUUGGCUCUUCCCUUUUUUGCGAGAGGUGCUCCAACCAGCAGGUUUCUCAACUAUUUGAACAAACAUAUCAUACCUGUUUUUGACAAGCUCCCAGAAGAGAGGAAGCUUGAUUUGCUCAAAGCUCUUGCUGACAUUUCCCCAUACACAACUGCUCAGGAGGCAAGACAGAUGCUUCCUUCAAUUGUUCAGCUUCUAAAGAAAUACAUGCCCGCCAGGAAGACUGGAGAGGAAAUGAAUUUCACGUACGUGGAAUGUUUGUUGUACGCGUUCCAUCACCUGGCCCACAAGGUUCCAAAUGCAACAAACAGCUUGUGUGGGUAUAAGAUUGUGACCGGCCAGCCAUCAGACAGACUGGGGGAGGACUUCUCGGAGUUGAACAAGGACUUCACUGAGAGAUUGACAACCGUUGAAGAUCUGACCAAGACAACGAUGAAGAAAUUAACUCAGGGAAUGACGGAGCACAACAAAGCCAUGUCGGCUGCUAAGACAGAUGAAGAGAAGGCAAGCGUUAAAACAAAGAAGCAGAAUACGACAACUGGACUUAGGACCUGUAAUAACAUAUUGGCAAUGACAAAGCCACUGCAUGCAAAAGUGCCUUCAUUUAUCGGAGAUACUAAUAUCAACCUUUCUUGGAAAGAAGCCACAAAGCCGUUACCCUCUGCAACAACAACAAUCGGAGGAAAACGACCUGCUAAUAGCAACACUGGAAGUGUUAACAAUGUCUCUGCAAAGAGGGGACGUGGUUCGGGUGGUAUGUCAAACCAGCUUGUAAACAAGGCUUUUCAGGGAAUAUCAUCUCACGGUGGUGGUAGAGGAGGAAACCGAAGACGCGGAGGUGGUCGCGGGAGAGGACAAGGAAGAGGUCACUGGUAACAAUAAGUUUCCAUGAGUGGAUUCCAUGACACUAUGCUUCUGUACUCUUUACAUUUUCUAUUUGUCAGUAGGAGUUUUGGUUUGGUACUUGCUAGUUUGCUAGCUAGAGUUUGGGGACUUAUCGCAUCAGAACAAAUCGUUGUGUCUUUCUUUAUUCGCGAUGGAGAAUAUUGAGUCGAGACUCUUUUAACUUUUCAUGAGAUCAAAACAAUAGUUCUAGCA